UUUUGCUUCUGAGGUUUUAGCUUAUUUAUAGUCUCCGCAGCUUUACUUCCCUUCUAGGGUUUUAGAGCUCUGGUCUGUUCCCAUUUCCUCAUCCCAAAACCCUAACCCUAGGAGUCUUCUCCUCUGCUCUAGCCAUGGAUAGAUACCAGAGAGUGGAGAAGCCGCGGCCGGAAUCCGCCAUUAACGAGAACGAGAUCCGAAUCACCACCCAGGGCCUCAUCCGGAACUAUGUCAGCUACGCCUCCAGCCUCCUUCAGGAAAAAAGGGUCAGAGAGAUUGUCUUGAAGGCUAUGGGACAGGCAAUCAGCAAGACUGUGGCCAUUGCAGAGAUUAUAAAGAAAAGGAUUCCUGGGUUACAUCAAGAUACGGCUAUCAGUUCAGUCAGUAUCACUGAUGUAUGGGAACCAAUUGAGGAGGGCCUUGUACCAUUGGAGAUGACGCGCCAUGUUUCCAUGAUAUCAAUAUCUCUGUCAACCAGAGAGCUCAACAAGAACUCCCCUGGGUAUCAAGCUCCAUUACAUGCAGAGCAGCCAAAACAACAGCAAAAAUUCCAGCAGCCACAGCAGUAUCAACAACAGCAGCAAUAUCAACCUAGACAAGCACAAGGUCAACUUAAUGAAGAUUCAUAUGGACGUGCACGCGGUCGAGGUAGAGGAAGAGGAAGGGGUUGGGGUAGAGGAGGAUAUGGUGGAUAUGGCGGAUAUGGCAACAAUCCAGGUGGAUACGGUGGAUAUGGCAACAGCAAUGGUGGAUACGGUGGAUAUGGAAACAGCAAUGGUGGAUACGGUGGAUAUGGCAACAGCAAUGGGGGAUACGGUGGAUAUGGCAACAACAAUGGUGGAUACGGUGGAUAUGGCAACAAUCGAGAAAAUGGUGGAUAUAACUGGAACUGGGGCCGGGGUGGUGGGCGAGGUAGAGGUGGUUGGGGCUAUCGUGGAGUGGGAGGCAGGGGUGGAGGUCCAGGAGGAAGAGGUUAUGGCCGUGGACGGGGAAGGAUGGGUGGCCGCGGGAGGGGGAAUCAGGCCUGAUAUAGUGGUUAUGGCGCGUAAUGUUCUUGUGCAUGCUUGUUUUUAGGGGAAAAAAUAUAAUAUAUCUAUCAAGGAACUUGUUUGGGGCCAUCAAAUGUGAGAUGUGGAUAUUUGGCACAGGGUGUAAUGGUGUAAUCAAAGUGGUUCUGUGUCUACUCUAUUACAUGUCAAAGUUGGCAGGCCAAGUUUGUUUGUUUCCUAUGGUUGCCGAAGUUCUUAUAGCAUGCUGUAAUUCACUCGCCAAUUUCCCUCCUUGGUGUAUCUAAGAGGUACAUUUUUCAUAGUGCAUAUUUCUUGAAACUUUGGAUGGAUCUACUAUGGCCUCCUUUUUCAAAUCAA
Molecule: messenger RNA, 1367 nt
Organism: Phoenix dactylifera (date palm)
Lineage: Eukaryota; Viridiplantae; Streptophyta; Magnoliopsida; Arecales; Arecaceae
Molecular function (GO): RNA binding
Source: RefSeq, a predicted model, not a curated record